AUGGUUGGGAGUGAUUUGGUGACAGUUAGCACUACUAAUUGCAUCCACACCUGCCUGCACUCCACACUCCAGAUCGUCGGGAGUGGUUUGGUGACAGUUAGCACUACUAAUUGCAUCCACACCUGCCUGCACUCCACACUCCAGAUCGUUGGGAGUGGUUUGGUGACAGUUAGCACUACUAAUUGCAUCCACACCUGCCUGCACUCCACACUCCAGAUCGUCGGGAGUGGUUUGGUGACAGUUAGCACUACUAAUUGCAUCCACACCUGCCUGCACUCCACACUCCAGAUCGUCGGGAGUGGUUUGGUGACAGUUAGCACUACUAAUUGCAUCCACACCUGCCUGCACUCCACACUCCAGAUCGUCGGGAGUGGUUUGGUGACAGUUAGCACUACUAAUUGCAUCCACACCUGCCUGCACUCCACACUCCAGAUCGUCGGGAGUGGUUUGGUGACAGUUAGCACUACUAAUUGCAUCCACACCUGCCUGCACUCCACACUCCAGAUCGUCGGGAGUGGUUUGGUGACAGUUAGCACUACUAAUUGCAUCCACACCUGCCUGCACUCCACACUCCAGAUCGUCGGGAGUGGUUUGGUGACAGUUAGCACUACUGAUUGCAUCCACACCUGCCUGCACUCCACACUCCAGAUCGUUGGGAGUGGUUUGGUGACAGUUAGCACUACUAAUUGCAGAACUCCCUAA
Messenger RNA from Maniola jurtina (meadow brown), 702 nucleotides. RefSeq lists its product as uncharacterized. NCBI's taxonomy places the organism in Eukaryota, Metazoa, Arthropoda, Insecta, Lepidoptera, Nymphalidae. The transcript has a single exon. Bases 1 to 702 code for a protein of 233 amino acids. The record is from RefSeq and is a predicted model, not a curated record.